Molecule: messenger RNA, 155 nt
Organism: Racocetra persica
Lineage: Eukaryota; Fungi; Glomeromycota; Glomeromycetes; Diversisporales; Gigasporaceae
Source: the annotation of a GenBank genome assembly
UCAAAUAUUACCUUGAGUUUCAAGAAUAUUCUAAAACUUCUGAAACUGGUGUCACUAGUAUAUACAAUGUUUUUGGUUGGAAACCAGAUGAUGCUAAAAAUGCUUUUAGAAUUUCUAAUAUCCAAUAUGCUUAUGGCGAUUCUGGAACUAUUUGA